Blepharisma stoltei is the source of this 959-nucleotide messenger RNA. NCBI's taxonomy places the organism in Eukaryota, Ciliophora, Heterotrichea, Heterotrichida, Blepharismidae. The record is from the annotation of a GenBank genome assembly.
AUGGGUGCAACAAUUAACUAUUAUCCUGAUUAUCAAUCUUUUUUGUCAGGCAUAGUGGCCUCUUGGACCUCGAUAUUCAUCAGCCAGCCUCUAGAUAUAAUCAAGGUUCGAAUGCAAAAUGUUGGCGGUUCUGUAAUAUUAACUAUUUCAAGCCUCUUGAAACAAGAGGGGUUUUUUGCGUUUUGGAAAGCGGUCUCCUCGCCGCUUGUUGGUUCAACAAUUACAAGCUCAUUGUCGCUUGGAAUUAAUGAAAAUAUUAAAAAAUACUUCAAAAACCCUUCAGACCAGACAGAGAGUUUAAAAAUUUGGCAACACACGCUGUGUGGAUCUAUUUCUGGCGUCUCGAAAACUUUUUUUUCAUGUCCAUUCGAGCAUGUGACUGUAAAACUUCAAGUUCAAGGAAAAAUCAGUCCUAGAGGCGACCCAAUAUACAAAAAUCCCAGAGACUGUUUUAUAUCAAUAUAUAUGCUAUUUUAUAUAAAAAAUUAUUUUUAUUUUUUUUUAAAUUUAAAUGUAUAAUUAAUGUAAAAAAGAAUAAAAAAUAUGGGAUAGUUGGGUUGUAUCGAGGAUUUAGCAUUUGUUUAUCCAGAGAUAUUUUUGGAUAUGGAAUAUUCUUCGCGGCAUAUCAAACUGCUGGCAAAAAGCUCUUUGGUGGGGAUAAUAUAGACACUCACCAACUACCCCUAUGGCAAAUCAUUAUGUGUGGAGGAAUUGCUGGGAUUGCAUAUUGGAUUGGGAUUUUUGGACUUGACGUUAUUAAAUCCAAAAUUCAGGCAGACUCUUUUGUAAACCCAAAAUAUAAAAAUAUAAAAGACUGUAUAAAAAUCACCUGGAACGAAGGUGGACUAGCUGGGCUGUCCAAAGGCUGAUUUCCAGCUAUUAUUCGGGCUUUCCCUUCUAAUGCAGCUUAUAUGGCUGGUUUUGAAGUGUGUAUGAAAGCCCUGGGGAGAGAUAAAUAA